Molecule: messenger RNA, 1078 nt
Organism: Mangifera indica (mango)
Lineage: Eukaryota; Viridiplantae; Streptophyta; Magnoliopsida; Sapindales; Anacardiaceae
Product: selenoprotein F-like
Exons: 4
Coding region: 148-630 (160 amino acids)
Cellular component (GO): endoplasmic reticulum lumen
Molecular function (GO): oxidoreductase activity
Source: RefSeq, a predicted model, not a curated record
GUCCCGAAAUAACUUUUCCUAUUCGGGAAACGACAUCGUUUUUCCUGGAAUCUUGACUCCAUGUCCACCUGCUUUGAUCUUAAUUAAACUCAGAGACAACCCCUGGGACACAAAGGAGAAGCUUGAACCUUGGAGGCCAAAAUCGAGAUGGGUUUGUUCACUUUUUGCAGAAUAAUAGCGCUGAUCGUUGCAAUUUCAGCAAUUUCUGUUACUUCUAAAAAGCAAUUGAGUGCAAGAAAAUGUGAGGAUCUAGGGUUCACAGGCCUUGCUCUUUGCUCUGAUUGCAACACUUUUGCUGAGUAUGUCAAGAACCAAGAGUUGGUAUCUGACUGCUUGAAAUGUUGCACAGAGGAUUCUGAUGAUUCCAUGAGCAAGAUUACCUAUUCUGGAGCGAUACUGGAGGUUUGCAUGAGGAAACUGGUUUUCUAUCCCGAAAUUGUUGGUUUCAUUGAAGAAGAGAAGGACAAGUUUCCCACCAUUAAAGUUCAAUACGUUUUCAAUUCUCCACCAAAGUUGAUCAUGCUGGAUGAUGAGGGUCAGCAGAAGGAAAUCAUAAGAAUUGACAACUGGAAACGGGAGCAUAUGCUGCAGUUCAUACAGGAGAAGGUUAAGCCAACUUCGGCAUCUUAAUUAGCAUCUUCAGGGGGCUUACUAUUUUUCAGGAAAGUACAGAUUAAAUUGACUGAAUUAUACAACUAGAAUGGACAUAACCAAUCACCAUAUUCACUCUAGUUUGAAUAUUGAGUACAAGCGACAGAACUACCAGUAGGUGAAUAUUUAAAGCGCUUCCUGAACACCUCUAAAUAAAGUUGGAUUCAAGUCGAGAGUUCAACUCAAAUCCUAGACAAUUUGAGUUAAUCAAAGAUAUCGUCGAGGAUUGUUGGUGGAAUGAAUAGUAUCAUUGAUAGAAUAACAAUGUCAAUGGAAGGGGAUUCAAACUGAACUUGAACUGAGUUGUUGAUAGGAAACUCCACUUUGAAGAAGGCUUGAAUCAAGAUUGCUUUCUCAUCCUUGAAAUGAGGAAGAAAAUGUCCCACCAUAUAACCAUAAGUAAAAGUCUUUAUAUUAUUUUCAUCUA